CACAGAGCUCGGCAACCCUGCAGCCGUGCGAAAGCGAAUGUGGUGAAGAAAAAAAAAACAGCGAAAUACACACGUAUUUUGCGACGAAAUUAAAUAGAAUUCCUGCUAAGGGGUAUAAGGACACUUGAAGGAUGUCUGCGCGAAUGCUGAAGAAGCUGCAGGGCGACGCUGACAAGCUGGCGCCACCGCCCGAUGACGAGGACUGCGAGGAGCUGAGCGACAAUGAUGAACUGGAGGACAGCGAUAUGCAACGCUAUCGAAAAUCACACCUUAAUCCAUUCGAUUUGCUCAAUCAAGCCGGUUUGAGUCUCUCGGAGAGUGAGUUCAAAGAAGAUGACAAUGAAACGGAGCAUCCGUCUGCUGCCCUGCCCAAUGCUACUGCCAGUGCGGCCAAAAAGAAGAAAAAGAAGCGCAAGAAGAAGGCCAAGUCCAGUGGGAAUCACAUCAGCAGCGAAGAUAACGAGCGUCAGGAUAAGUACUUUGAGAAGGUGGAUCCGCUCCUUGGCAAGGUCUACGAUGCGGUGCCCAGACAGUCGGCGAAACAGUUGGUAUCGGCUGCCACCGGGACUACUGCCACCAAGAAACUGCUGGCCGUAGAGCUACGGCACCUGAAUCCACAGAACGAGAUGCGUCGCACUUUUGGCAAGCGGGUGGUAAAAGUGGAAACCAAGCGUGGCAGGCAGAAGCCCACGCUGAAGUCCACCUAUAUGGUGACCGCCAAGGAUUCGUGGCCGGCACUGACUAAAAACACCAUCACGAUGAAGCUGCUGCCCGCCCCAGACUCUCCAUCGGUGUCCUCCAAGUCUAUCACAGAUAAUGGAGCGGACGUUCAAUGGUUUGCCUUUGAGCAUAGCCAAUACUACCAGGGAGUGCAGCAAAUGUUCCUUUCUGCUCUCGAGCGCAUUGACUCGGAAUUUCUGAUCACACUUAUCAAACGCUGCCCCUAUCAUGUCGACUCCUUGGUUCAACUCAGCGAAGUAUGCAAGAUGACCGAAGACUUUUCCUUGGCCUCCGAACUGCUUGAGCGCGCCCUUCUCCUUCUGGAAUCGUCGCUGCACAUCAACUUCAGUUUGACGUCGGGCAACUGCCGACUGGACUACCGGAGACAGGAAAACCGAUCCUUCUACAUCGUGCUGUUCAAGCACGCGCAGUACCUGGAGGAACGAGCUUGCAGCCGCACCGCCUUCGAGAUCUCCAAACUGCUCCUGAGUCUUCAGCCAGACACAGAUCCUCUUGCCAUGAUUCUAGUGAUUGACUACUAUGCCUUGCGCAGCAAGCAGUUUGAAUGGUUGGUAGAGUUCUAUGAAAAGUAUAACGCCGCGAGGAACCUCAAUCAGCUGCCCAAUAUGGCCUACUCGUAUGCUUUGGCUCUACACACGCUCUAUGGCGCUUGUGAACGCUCUAACCAGGCACUGCAAUACGCCCUACUAAUGUUCCCGGGUGUUUUACGUCCUCUUUUGGACGAGAUGUCGGUGCAAACGGACAAGAGGGUCCUGGCCUCAUCGUACUUCUUUGCAGAUGUGUCGGGCAAUCAAUCGCCCGCCCUGCACCAGCUGGUGUGCCUGUAUGUGUGCCGUGCAAGAGUCGUUUGGCGUCAGAACGAGGUGCUACCCUGGUUGGAAUCCAACGUGAACAUAGUGUUAGAUCGCAUUGAGAGUAAGGAUCCCCUGGUUAAUGAGUACAAGGAGAAGCGAUCACUGCGAUAUAGUGGAACACCACCAAGGCCCAUUCUUCGACAUGUCAUACUCUCCGAUUACAAGGAGAAAGUUCCACUGGCGGUCUUCGUGUCCAAGGAGAAGCAAGCCAUUAUGACCUAUGAUCCACUGCCGCCACCGAACAGCGUCAACUGCUAUCAUCGAAAAUCUUCGUCAAGCAGCAGCCCCACAACGAACACGAACAAUUCUGUGUCAAUGUUCUUUCAAUCGCUCUUGCCUUCGUUUAACAUUAACAACCUAGCUGCAAAUGCUCAGCUACAAGAAGGAGCAGCACCAGCAGCAGGUGCGGGAGCAGCUGCAGGCGAUGCUAACAUUGAAGUGGGCAUUGAACAAGGAGCUGCCGGCGUAGCUGGCGAAGGAGAAGAGCAUGAAUCUUAGAAUAUGUUUCGCUGGUUGUAUUAUGGCUUUGCUUAAUUUCGUUCAUAUCCCGAAAUUGUAUUAAAGCUUUGGCUUUUGUUUCAAUAACUUGGCUAAAAGCGAUAUUUUGUUUCUCAUUCUUAAAAUCGUCAAAAAUCUAACCUAAAAUUAUGCUGAAAUUCCAAAAGAAUCGCUAGCGGAUAUCGUAGUUACACUUCUCCUCCAACAUUAUUGCAGAAGCUGGUUUGCAGCAGUCAUUAACGCUAAUGAUGGACGCGAUGCGAGACUUCCUGCAAAACUUCCGGAUUGCAGAGCACUUGCGUUCGCCGGAAACGGCGGCGGCACAAUCCACGAGCAGCAACGACGAGGAGGAGGGCUCCAGUGACUACAUUGACUAGUCAGUUUGUCAAUUACGCGAGGCGUAACGAAGUUGUUUCGGAUUUCUAGCUCGGGACAUGUUUUUUGGAAACCACCUUUUGCUAUUUUCUCAGCUUAGCGACACCGUCACAAAAUUUAUAUAUACAAUACAUAGAGCAAUUUGAACAC
Drosophila melanogaster (fruit fly) is the source of this 2618-nucleotide messenger RNA. RefSeq names its product nuclear localized protein 1 (gene Nulp1). Bases 132 to 2093 code for a protein of 653 amino acids. NCBI's taxonomy places the organism in Eukaryota, Metazoa, Arthropoda, Insecta, Diptera, Drosophilidae. The record is from RefSeq and is marked reviewed. The transcript has 6 exons.